AUGGCCAAGCUACCCAAGGUACCGAGACGAAUACCACCGAAGCCGCGCGGGGCGCCUACACCUCCCCCGCGAUCACGACCGCAGUAUCCAGGCCCCCGUGCCAGUCCACCUCAUCCCACACCGAAAGAAGCGGCGAAGCGAGUAUGGGAGGAGCGCCCGCGACUAUCAGAUAUUCGCAUGCUAUCCGAGGAGCAAAAGCGCGCACCAACAUAUAUAAACAGAGUCCAGCGAUGGCGACAGAUACCCAUCUUCCUCGGAGGGCUGACAGCCUUUGGCUUGGGACUCUACGGCGUCCAACUCUACUAUUCGAUUUCCAAUGCCGAAGCCCCUGAGAAUCUACCCGAGGACUUCAUCGACCGUUUCGACAAAGAGGCAGACGGCUACGAUGAGAAGGUCAACAUGGCGGAAACGCUGCUCCUGCUCAACAAGCGGCGGAAAGACAUGACCAGGAAGGCGCGAGGCCAUGUACUGGAAGUCGCUGUGGGUACGGGAAGGAAUAUUCCGUUUUACCCGACCAAGCAGUGCGCCACGGUGACGUUGCUGGAUUACAGCGCGCCAAUGCUGGCGGUCGCGAAGAGGAAGUGGAAAGAUACGCAUCCAGAGUACUUCAGUCGUGUCUUCUUCAAGCACCAGUCCGCACUUGAACCCAUAACGCCGCCGUUCGACGCGCAAGAGGGAUACGAUACUGUGAUCCAGACGAUGGGCAUAUGCUCAACGCCGGAUCCUGUGAGACUGUUGCAUAACCUGGAAGCUGCGACCAAAGAGGACGGCGGGCAGAUAUUGCUUCUCGAGCACGGCAAGUCGCACUAUCAAUGGCUCAACGAUCUACUUGAUAAAACUGCACCGAGUCAUGCCGAUGCUCAUGGGUGCUUUUGGAAUAAGGACAUUGGGGAGAUUGUCAACGAAAGCGGUCUUGAGGUCGUCAACAUGAAGCGAUACAAUCUCGGCACAACGUAUUGGAUAGAGCUUCGUCCAAGGAAAGGCAGGGGCUACAAACAAGCGCCGUCAGUUUCCCAUGCGGGUGUCGAUGGGAAUGUGGAGGCAAUUGUGUCACCUACAUCCGAGCCAGUGGUUCCACAGCGGCCGUGGUGGUCACUCUGGAGCUGA
Didymosphaeria variabile is the source of this 1107-nucleotide messenger RNA. RefSeq lists its product as uncharacterized. The record is from RefSeq and is a predicted model, not a curated record. The coding region runs from base 1 to 1107 and encodes 368 amino acids. NCBI's taxonomy places the organism in Eukaryota, Fungi, Ascomycota, Dothideomycetes, Pleosporales, Didymosphaeriaceae. The transcript has a single exon.